Molecule: messenger RNA, 3948 nt
Organism: Salvelinus namaycush (lake trout)
Lineage: Eukaryota; Metazoa; Chordata; Actinopteri; Salmoniformes; Salmonidae
Gene: snd1
Product: staphylococcal nuclease and tudor domain containing 1
Exons: 24
Coding region: 15-2909 (964 amino acids)
Biological process (GO): mRNA catabolic process; regulatory ncRNA-mediated gene silencing
Cellular component (GO): RISC complex; cytosol; nucleus
Molecular function (GO): RNA binding; nuclease activity
Source: RefSeq, a predicted model, not a curated record
ACUCUUUGACGUGUAUGCAUGGUACCGUGUGUUUCCGGUAUAGCGUGUGUUCACAGUUAUCCAGCCUUUUCCUCUUGGGUUUCAAUAGAACAGUCACUUUGGACUCCCGGCUCCUUACCUAUUUCCCCCUAAACGGCGUAUCUAACUUUGUGGACAUGGCAUCAUCAGUUUCGGCACAGGCUCAGGCGAAUCCUGCUCCGGUUGCGGCGCUCCAGAGAGGAAUAGUCAAGAUGGUCUUGUCAGGAUGUGCAAUAAUCGUGCGGGGCCAGCCACGGGGAGGCCCGCCCCCGGAGCGUCAGAUCAACCUGAGCAACAUCCGUACCGGAGUGCUAGCUCGCCGCGCCCCCCAGAGCCAGCCCGACCAAAAGGACACCCCUGACGAGCCCUACGCCUUCCAGGCCAGAGAGUUCUUGCGCAAGAUGCUGAUUGGGAAGGAGGUAUGCUUCACAGUGGAGGUCAAGACUGCUCUGGGCAGAGAAUACGGCAUGGUGUACCUGGGCAGAGACACCACCGGCGAGAACAUUGCUGAAUCUCUGGUGAACGAGGGCCUCGCCACUGUCCGCAGGGAAGGAAUCCGGGGAAACAAUCCAGAUCAGGCUAGACUGUGUGACCUGGAGGACCAGGCCAAGGCCUCCAAGAAGGGCAUGUGGACGGAGGGCGGCGGCACCAACACCGUACGCGACCUCAAGUACAUAAUCGAGAACCCCCGCAACUUCGUUGACUCCAUGCACCAGAAACCUGUCAAUGCCGUCAUUGAGCACGUGCGCGACGGUAGCGUGGUCCGUGCCCUGCUCCUGCCCGACUACUACCUGGUCACGGUCAUGCUCUCUGGGGUCAAGUGUCCGACAUUCAAGCGCGAGGCGGACGGCACGGAGUCGCCAGAGCCCUUCGCUGCCGAGGCCAAGUUCUUCACGGAGUCGCGUCUGCUCCAGAGGGACGUGCAGAUCAUCCUGGAGAGCUGCCCCAACCAGGUCAUCCUGGGUACCGUCCUCCACCCGAACGGGAACAUCACAGAGCUGCUGCUGAAGGAAGGGUUCGCCCGCUGUGUGGACUGGUCCAUGGCCGUCUACACCCAGGGGGCAGAGAAACUCCGGGCCGGAGAAAAAUCUGCUAAAGAACGUAAAGUGCGUAUCUGGAAGGACUACGUAGCCCCCACAGCCAACAUGGACCAGAAGGACAGGCAGUUUGUGGCCAAGGUGAUGCAGGUCGUCAAUGCGGACGCCGUCGUGGUCAAGCUUAACUCUGGCGAGUACAAAACCAUCCACCUGUCCAGCAUCCGACCCCCCAGGAUCGAGGGCGAGGAGAAGAACAAAGACAAAGACAAGCGUUUCCGUCCCAUCUACGACAUCCCCUACAUGUUCGAGGCCCGCGAGUUCAUGAGGAAGAAGAUCAUUGGCAAGAAGGUGAACGUCACGGUGGACUACAUCAGAGCUGCCACCAGCUCCUCAGAGACCAGCACCAUCCCCGCCUUUGCAGAACGCACCUGUGCCACCGUCACCAUCGGCGGCAUUAACAUAGCUGAGGCGUUGAUCAGUAAAGGUUUUGCCACAGUCAUCCGCUACAGACAGGAUGACGACCAGCGCUCAUCCCACUACGACGAGCUACUGGCUGCAGAGGCACGGGCAAUCAAGAACGGGAAAGGGCUGCAUAGCAAGAAGGAGGUCCCCAUCCACAGAGUGGCUGAUAUCUCUGGGGAAACACAGAAGGCCAAGCAGUUCCUGCCUUUCCUCCAGAGAGCGGGCCGCUCAGAGGCGGUGGUAGAAUACGUGUUCAGUGGCUCCCGCCUCAAACUCUACAUGCCCAAAGAGACCUGCCUCAUCACCUUCCUCCUCGCCGGUAUCGAGUGUCCGCGCGGCUCCAGGAACAUGCCCGGCGGCAUGCAGGUGGCUGAGCCCUUCAGCGACGAGGCCAUGGCCUUCACCAAGGAGCUGGUACUGCAGAGAGAGGUGGAGGUGGAAGUAGAGAGUAUGGACAAGGCUGGUAACUUCAUCGGCUGGCUUCACAUCGAGGGGGUCAACCUGUCGGUGGCGCUGGUAGAGAACGCCCUAUCGAAGGUCCACUUCACGGCCGAGCGUAGCUCCUACUACAAGACCCUGGUAUCCGGAGAGGAGGCCUCUCGUCUCAGGAAAGACAAGAUCUGGGCCAACUAUGAGGAGAAGAAGGUGGAGGAGGUGGUGCACGUGACGGAGGAGAAAGAGCGCACAGCCAACUACAGAGCUGUGUAUGUCACCGAGAUCACGGACACCAUGCACUUCUACACCCAGGACGUGGAGACAGGCACCCAGCUGGAGAACCUGAUGGAGACCAUGAGGGCAGAGAUCGCCGCCCAGCCCCCAGUGGAGGGCUCGUACGCCGCCCGCCGAGGGGACUACUGCAUCGCCAAUUUCUCCGCCGACGGAGAGUGGUACAGAGCCCGGGUGGAGAAAGUUCAAUCGCCAGCAAAGGUCCAUGUGUUCUACAUCGACUAUGGCAACAGAGAGAUCGUACCGUCCACGCGCCUGGCUGUCAUUCCCCCGGCCUUCAGCACUCGGACCCUGGCUGCACAAGCCACUGAGUACACCUUCGCCUACAUCCAGGUCCCACAAGACGAGGAUGCGCGUGCUGACGUGGUGGACAGUCUGGUGCGGGACAUCCAGAACACCCAGUGUCUGCUCAACGUGGAGCACAGCGGCGUCACCUGCCCCCACGUCACACUGCAGUUCGCCGACUCCAAGGACGACGUGGGCCUCAGCCUGGUCAAGGAGGGCAUGGUCAUGGUGGACGUGCGGAAAGAGAAGCACCUGCAGAAAAUGGUGACGGAGUAUCUCAACGGUCAGGAGUCUGCCAAGACUGCCAGGCUCAACAUCUGGCGCUACGGAGACUUCCGCGACGAUGACGCAGACGAGUUUGGCUACAAACUAAAAAAAUGAAAAACGCACGGCGCCAUUCCAAAGACCAACGCGGAAGACGAGAUGCACUCAUUGGACGAGAAAAAGUGACAGAAAACAAUUCAACGAAAAUAAAACAAAGUAAAGGACAAGCAUUGACUCUCUCUCUUCCUUUUAUUCCAUGUUCAUCCUUCCGGUCCUCUCUCCUGCUACUCUGUGCAUCCCUUCCUCCUCCUCCUCCUCCUCCCUCCUGACUCUGAAAGAGCAUGCUAUAGCUAUGAACUCAUAAAAACAGUGACUGUCCAAUCCUUCCUCUUCUCCACCCUGCCUGAGCCACUACCAGUUGUUCUUAUCAUGUUCCUUCCCCCCCGCUGCAGAGCUCCGUUAAUUGCCAUGUCAUCCUUUCAACACGUUUCCUGAUUAGUGACGUCAUGCGCCCACGUCAGCUAAUCAUGUGCAUCGCUACCUUACCCUAUCCCUACCACAGCCAAUCCCUCCUAUCCGUUGUACAGGAAAGGGGCUAGGCCUUGAGAAGGGGGAUUUAAGCAGAGGAUCCAUUCACUUUUAAUAUUAACAGCUUUUUGCAGAGAGAAACGCUUCCUUAAUGAAUGACAAGAAAUGAAUAAUGCUAUGUUUUAUGAAGUUUAUUUUAAAAAGCUAGCUGGAGAGCCACACCAACCGGACAAGCUUAUUUCUGUCCUUGAUGUAUACCUAUGUCAUAUGACGUUUAAUGACGUUUAUGUUGGGAGUGUUUUAUUCUCGUCUUUCUUCUCUCUCGUGGCCAGAACACCUUGACAAACAGCAUUUUCUCAUCUUCCUCCUCCCUCUUUCUGUAAUGUUUACAUAUGAUGGUGACAUGAUGAUCUCUCUCUCUCUCUCUCUCUCUCUCUCUCUCUCUCUCUCUCUCUCUCUCUCUCUCUCUGUCUCUCUGUCUCUCUGUCUCUCUGUCUCUCUGUCUCUCUGUCUCUCUGUCUCUGUAUGCCGUAGCAGAAACAGUGUUUGAAUUUGUUUCCUUAUGACAGCCCUUGUCGUUGUAUUAAAAAAUUCUGCUGAAUAAAAAUGAGCAAAUGAUUAAAAGGCA